Molecule: messenger RNA, 7370 nt
Organism: Scaptodrosophila lebanonensis
Lineage: Eukaryota; Metazoa; Arthropoda; Insecta; Diptera; Drosophilidae
Product: inactive dipeptidyl peptidase 10
Exons: 11
Coding region: 765-3686 (973 amino acids)
Biological process (GO): proteolysis
Molecular function (GO): serine-type peptidase activity; dipeptidyl-peptidase activity
Source: RefSeq, a predicted model, not a curated record
AAAAUUCUAAAAGACGAAAUCACUCAAGUUUUGGACCCUAUGUUCGACGCAGCAGAACAACCGCAGGCGAUCGUCCGACCCACCUGAGUGCAACUCAGUCUUCUAUCGUACGCGAAGCAGCUACCAGCGCCGUCGUAUCCACGCUGCUAAAUUUUACCCGCGUCGGCUUCAUUGUUGUGUUUGGUUUAAAUAAAAAGGUUGAGUGCAGCUAAGACGUGUGGCUCUGAGCAAAGGGAAAAGGCAGUAGUGGCUAAAUUUUUGGUUGUUGGAAAAAAACGAUAUAAUGGCCAGCCAGAAUCAACUUCUCCAUAGCGGUCUCAUCGGGAAAGUACUUUCAGCGAUGGAUAACGCCAACAACUGGCACACCAAGGAGAGCGCCCAAAGGGCCCAAACGCAACCAAAGCAGCUUACACGAAACAGCCUGCUGUGACAACAAAAUAGAAGCAAAACGGGAGCUGUGACAGUAACAGUAAGGCAACAGUAAAGCAGCAGUAAAAGCAGCAGUUGCAGUAGAAAUAGUGGGUGGGAGGCCACUGAUAGAGGCUUCAGCUGCGGCCGCUUUCAUUUCAUUAAGCGACAGUACGGCAUUAAGCGGUGUAACCGCAAAGCGUCUAAUACGGCAACAAAACUACAAGGUCAACAACAACAAGAAUUAACCACAGGACACAGCAGGCAGACACAAUUGUGGCUGCCAAGGCAUCACAUAGUCUCAUACACAAAUACGAGUACACGUACGUGUACAAGUAUAUAGGAAAAGCGGCAAGAUGCAGACAAAUGUGCAAAUUGAUUCAAAAAAUAUACGCAACACCGAUGAUAAUUUCCGUGGGCGCGGCCAUCACAUCACUAUCGAGGAGCUGGUCGCCAUUUCACCGGAACGACGCAAUUGGCGUGGCAUAUUCAUUGCCCUGCUGGUAAUCGCCGCCGUCUUCAGCCUGAUCAUAUUCUCCAUAUUCCUGCUCUCGCCCGAGGAUGAGGGUCUGCGCAUACGCGGUCGCCGCAUGCUACCCAGCGAUAUUUUGGGCAAAAGUCUGCAGUGGAAGCCGUUCAACGGCACCUGGAGCAAUGACUACGAGCUCGUCUAUCGCGAUCCCACGGGCGGCCUCUCCAUUCUCAAUCUGGCCGACCACACUACGCGCAUUCUGAUGACUAAUUCCACAUUCCGUCAACUGAAUGCCGAAUCCUUUCUGGUAGCGCCAGAUCAGAAAUAUGUGCUUCUGCAGUCCGACAGCAAUGCCGAGGGCUCCAGACAUCAUGUCUACGAGGUGCAAACCGCCAACACAUUUCCAUUGGGACCAACUGAGAACAUUGCUGAGGCACCUCGCCUGCAGCACGUUGUCUGGGCCCCCAUAAAUCCGCCGCCGCCACCAACCCCGCCACCGUCGCCGUCGCCGUCAGGUGAAGCGGCUGGUGGCGCACCGACAUCGACACCCGCACCAUUGCCGAGUGGCAGCAUAAUACUGAAUAGCCUGGCGGGUGCGGCGGCUGGUGGGGCGGGAAAGCCGACACCAACAGCCGGCAGCAAUGGGAAUGGGAGCAAUGCUGGCAAAGCAAGCUAUACUCUGAACCAGGCAAUUGCCUUUGUACACCACAACGACAUCUACUAUAAGCCGAAGGUGCAGGGCGAACUGGUGUGCCGGAUCACGCAGACGGGGGAGGCGGGGGUGCUGUACAAUGGCAUUCCCGAUUGGACAUACGAAAACGUGCCGGAACUGGAGAGCAAACGCAGCAGUCUAUCCUUCUCACCGGAUGGUGUCUUCCUAGCCUUCCUCACAUACAAUGACAGCGUGGUUAACGAGUACAAAUACACUUGGAUGGGCGAUGACAUCAAAUAUCCGGCUGUGCUGACACAACGUUAUCCCAAGGCAGGCGCCAUUAAUCCCAAUGUAACCGUGAAUGUUGUCAAUCUUUCGGUCAUUAAGUAUAUAUUUCCAACACAAAUCAAACUGCCCGCUGAGCUGGCGAAUGGAAGUUAUGUGGGCGGUCUUACCUGGGCCUCACCCAUCGAUCUCUCCGUAACGGUGACAAAUCGAGAACAGACCACAGCCACAACGGUCAUAUGCCGGGCCCCGCACUUCUACUGUCAAGUGGUGCACACGGAGGUGACCAUCAACGAUGGUUGGGUGUUGCCCGCCGAGCGUCCCGUCUUUUCGGCCCGGAUAGGAGCCCAGCUACGAAUGGGUCAGCGUCAGCAGCAGUUACAGGAGGGCUUGUCAUCUGGAAAUGAGAAUCAACCGAAUGUAACUAAUGGCCAGACAACGUAUGAGAUAUCCAAUGGAGGGCAUCUGCUUAAGCGUCUGCCGGUGCGGGAUGGCGAACAUGGCCAUUAUAGGCAUGUGGUGUUCAUAUCAUCGUUGGAUCGACGACCCGUACCGCUGACCAUGGGCCGAUUUGAGGUUACCGAAAUCGUUGGCUGGGACGAGGCGCACGAGAUCGUUUAUUUUAUGGCUGCUCCUGAGAAGCGACCUGGCGAACGGCACCUCUACAAGAUCAGCCUUAAACUAAACUUCACCGAGUCCAAUCGCACGUACAUAACCUCAACACAACCGACCUGCCUGACCUGCGACAAUACCGAGGCCACCUAUCGUCUAUAUCGGGCCCAUAGCACAAAUGCCGCUGAGUGGCAACGUGGGGACAAAUGGGAGGAUGUGGUGGCACGCCUCGAACCGGACGAUUGCAUCUACGAUAUACCCAAGAAUUGUCUUUAUAAUCGUGUUCAGUUCAGUCGCGACUAUUCGUAUUAUGUGCAGGAGUGCCUGGGACCCGAGGCACCCAGCGUCUAUCUCGUCGAUACAGCGAGCAACGACAAGAUCUUCGUACUGAACGCCGGCGAUGUGUUGCGGCAUCGGUUAGCUCAGCUGGCCAUACCGCAGAUGCGCACGUUCAGUGUGGAGAUCAGACAUGGCUUCCAUGCCCAAGUGCGACUCUAUUUGCCGCCAGGCAUGCGCGAAGAAGAAGAGGUCGCUUUUCCGCUGGUACUGCAUGUUGAUGCAUCGCCGGGUUCCCAGCUGGUUACGGAGCGCUUCCAUGUGGACUGGAAUUGGUAUCUGUGCAGCCAGCGUAGCUUCAUCGUGGCGCAGAUUGAUGGGCGUGGCAGCGGCUAUCAAGGCGAAUUGUUGCGCACACAAGUGCAUGGCAAACUGGGCACCGUCGAGGUUGAGGAUCAGUUGGGCGUGUUAACUUAUUUGCGCGACAAUUUGAAGUUUAUUGAUCCGCUACGCAUCUGCGCCUUUGGCUGGGGCUACGGCGGCUAUGCGGCCGCCAUGAUGCUCAUCGAUGAUUCGCAGCAGGUGCUGCAAUGUGCCGUCUCAAUAAAUCCGAUUGUUUCCUUUGGCUAUCACUACUCCUUCUUCACCGAACGCUAUAUACCAUUAAAGGGCGACUAUUUGCGUGCCCUGCAAGAGGCCGAUCUGACAAUGAAAGCGGGCAAUAUUAAAGGUCGAAAUCUAAUGCUAAUGCAUGGCACAGCCGACACGCUAGUCCAUCAGGAGCACACACUAAUGCUGGUGCGUGCUCUGGUUGAUCAGCAGGUCAAGUUCCGUCAUCAGGUCUAUCCCGAUGAGGAUCAUGCCAUUGGACGAUCACUGAGUCAUGUGUACAAGACAAUGGAAUGGUAUUUCGAUGAGUGCUUUGGCCCCGUCGAUGAUAACGAGUGGGACCCGACGGGGCUCUUUGUGUUCAAACAAUAAUUAAGACCCCCCUACGAUCCUUACGAUGAGGAUCCGAUGGCCAAUCAACUCAACGACAUCGACAUCGAUCCCGAUCCGGGUGAUGGCUACAAUUCCAGCGCAAUAGUUAUAACAUCUACAGCAACAGCAGCUUCAUCGGCAUUCAGUCAUUUGGAUGAAUUGGACAGCCUGGAGAUGCUGGACAUGAUGACUACGACGGCAACUACACUUAGCAAAAUAUCGGCCAAGUUGUGUAACUUUAGCAGCAAACGCAAAUUGCAACAAACAGAGACGGCUUUGGCCCAAAAGACGCGAAUACUACAGAAAUAGGCGAGCGUGUAUGUGAGUGUGUGUACAUCGUUUUGCGUGAGUCCUCGUGCAAGAGUCUUCGUGAGGCGGUGCACACAACUCUGCAUUUGAGAGUGAGUGAAUCGGAAAAUGUUUGUAUGUCGAUAGAUGGAUGUGUGAGAAUUUGUGUGCGUGAGUCAGCGUGUGUGUGUGCUGGAUUAUUACUCUUGGAAUUUUAAAUAUGUAUCUUACAACAGAGUUGGGGUCAUCACGAAAUUAGGCUGAUUAAAGUUGCUUAGCUGCGCAAAGAUGAAACUCUUUAAACAUCGAUUUGCAAUUCCUCAUUCGAAGGGUUGCUUAACUGCUUAAUGAUGAGACUCUUUUAAUAUUCCAUAUCCCAUUUUGAUUCCCAAUUCGAAUAAUUACUGAACUGCUUAAGAUGAAAUACUUUUAAUAUCCAAUUUUAAUUCUUAAUCAUAAAUUUGCAAAUUCAACAUCAAGUUAUGUUAUUAUUAUUAAGUUGUCAAUUUAUGCAGUUAUGCAUUAGAUUUAGCUGAUUAGAAUUGCUUAACUGCUUAAAGAUGAAACUUUUUAAAUUUUAAUGCCUAAUUCGAAUAAUUGAUUAACUGCUUAAAGAUAUAACCCUGUUCAUAACCAAUUUGAAUUCCUGAAUCGAAAAGUUGCUAAACUGCUUAAAAAUGAAACUCUUGCAUAAAUAAACAAUGAUAUUGUUAAAUUCACGUUAGUUGAACAUUUAAGCGUUUAAUCAGCAAUCAAUUUUAAUUAUCAAAUGCUUAACUGCUUACUUGCAAAACUCUUAGUAUCCAAUAUUUAUUUGAAAGUCGAGACAAUUCUAUUUUGUCUUUACGAUAACUAAAUAUUUAAGCAGUUCGGCAUUUUAUCAGCCACUCAUGAAGACCGCAACUUGGGAUGUGUGUGUUGUUUUUUAUUUUUUUUUUUUUUCUCCCAAACAAUGAUUAUGUUAAGCAGAUCGAAGUUCUAUAAAGCAGCAAAGCAGUUUAUAGCGAACAACAGCAGUAAGGUGAUUCAUUUAUGCGACUGAUUAUUAAAAUAUGUGUAUUAAUUACUAGACAGGGAGUUACAAAAAAUUGUAUUAACAAUUUUUUUUAAAUAGAGAGAGAGAGAGAAGAAGGAGUAGAUCGCUGUGUUUCGUCGUCUCCAUGCAAAUGCGCGUUGUAGUCGUUGGGAACGUUUGGGAACGUAGGGGAGCAGAGAAGGCUGUGGCCAGCCAGAAAACAAACAUACACACAAACACAUACAUAUAUGUAGUUACUAAGUUGGUUUAGGAGCAGGAGAAAUCCAAAAAUUAAUGAUAAUUAUUGUAGCGCGUGCAUAUUCCAAUUUGUUGUGUGUUUGUUAUUUUAAUUUUGUUGUGAUUGAUUGAUUGGUUGGUUGAUUGAUUGAUUUAACUAUAUUGAAUUGAAUUGAAUUGUUUUGAAAGGUAUUUACGAUCAUGAUGAUACUAAGUAUAUACAUAUACAUAUGACCCUAUAUAAAUGAAGAAUAUACCCAUGUAUGUAUAUGUAUGUGUGUGUGCAUAGAAAUAUAAAUGUAUAUUUAUAAUUGACUGAACAUUAUUUUUUUAUACAUUAACAAUUAAUAAUAAUUGCAUUUUAAAAGUAAAGCAGCCAGACGGAAAGGACAGAAACAACAUGUUCAUCGAAAAAGAAUAACUGUAACACAUUAAUAACAUUAAUUUAUUGCAAACUUUAAACAACAACCAUGCGUAUUUUGGCAGAAAAGGAGCAAACAUAAGUAGAGAAUAACUUUAAAAGCUUAUUAAUUAACUGUUAUGUGAAAACCAGAAUACAAAUAAAACUAAAUAUACUAUAAAUGUAUAUGUAUAUCCGUAUAUAUGUAUGUAUGUGCGCAGCAGAAAAUGAAAAUAAAAGUAAAUAAGUUAAUGGAAAAAUUAAAAAACAAACACAAACACAAACAUUAGCAUAGAAAGCAACCAGCGGGCACAGGGGUCGUCAAUACUAGUGUGUACUAGACCGAGGGGAGUUCAGAGAGUAGUGAAAUGUUUUUGCUGCUGCCUGCAUCGAAGCCAUUAAGCUACUAGGUAUAGUAUUAAAUGCUUUAGAACCAAAGGCGAAGAGUUAUUUUUAAGAUUUUUUUUUACCACACACAUACAUAUACUAUAUAUAUAUAUAUAUAUAUAUGAAUAUAUAUAUUUAUUAAUGAGAAACAAUGGAUAAAAACAUGAAAAUGAAUUUCCAAAUGAUGAGUCAUUGUCAUUAGAUAUUAAAUGUUGCGUCUAAAGGCGACUGCCCGCCCCCGCUACAGCCCCCUUCCCGCGAAGGAGUGGCACUUUUAUUAAAUACAUGCAUACAUACAAACCUAUAAUCUAUAUGGAAUGAAGAAGAGAGUCACAGAACACAAUAAGCAAAUGUAUGUAUGUAUGUGUGUCGAACAUUUCCAGAACAUAAAAUACAAUAAUAGUCAAGCUUUAAAUGUUGUACACAAACUUAUAGAGAGGUACACACUCACACACACAACACCAACACACACACACACACACACACACAUACAUAUGUCUUAACAAUAAUAAACAAGAAAUAAGAAACCCCCUAAAUGUCUCUCUAAAUAAAUGUUAAAUGUAACUUUAAAGAAAACUAUACAUGCAUAUAUAAAUGUUUAAAACAAAACAAAACAAAAAACAAAAGCAAAAUAAAGAAACGGAAAAACUAUACAUACGAGUAUAUACUACACAACAUACACCAUGAUAAUGCAAACAAAUAAUAGGGCAACUAAAGGCAACAACUUAUGAAAAUACUUAUAUUUAUUAUUGAGGGAGUAACGGGAACCAACCCAACCAAAUAGACAUACAAUAAUAUAUGUAUAUUACUGCAUCUGUAUUAUUGUAAUGUAUCUCCAACUCAAGUAUAUACUUAUGUAUGUGGAACAAGCAAGCAAAUGCAAAUGAAACUAACAAACAAACAAGAAAAUCUUUUUCAUGAAGUACAAACGAUUGUGAAAAUGUACAAUUUAGUUGCUAUUCUAAAUUUGCCAACACAACAACAACUACAACAAAAACAAGAACACAGAGUGAACAUCAUUUUAGUUAGUCCACUUAUAAAGUAUUUUCCCCACAUAGUUCAAAAGUCCAACGAAGUUAUUUGGUUUCAAGGCAAUACAUCUCAAUAAAGCAACAAAAAAAAAACAACAAAAUACACUAUAUACAUAAAUUCACUCCAAAUUUUUCAACAGACAACCCAAACUAUUGAGAAGGGGCUGUACUGCACAAAAUUUUCAGUUGCAGUAACUCCCUUCGCAAACUACACACACACACAUGUACACAUGCAGAGAAACAUACACACACACACACAUUAUGUACUAUGUAAUUUUCAAUAAUUGACAAAACAAAAACUACCAGAAGUAAACAAAAACGAAACA